This is a messenger RNA of Pneumocystis carinii B80, 396 nucleotides long. RefSeq lists its product as hypothetical. NCBI's taxonomy places the organism in Eukaryota, Fungi, Ascomycota, Pneumocystomycetes, Pneumocystales, Pneumocystaceae. The record is from RefSeq and is a predicted model, not a curated record. Bases 47 to 352 code for a protein of 101 amino acids. The transcript has a single exon.
AAAAAACAGUUUUUAAUUUUAUUCAACCGAUAUUUUUUAUAAAAAAAUGGUUUCAAAAUAUUCUAAUAAAUCUCAGUCAAAAUAUAAUAUUUUUAAGAACCCUAAGGACUCUAGUAUAUCUCGUUUAAAUAUCAGAAAAAAGAAGGGAAAAAAACAGAUUAUUAAUGAAAAAUUUAUGAAAAAGCUAGAUGAUAUGACAUUAGAUUUAUAUACAACAAAUUUAAUGAAAAAUUCUAACACUUUACAAAAUAUAAAAAAAGAAACAAAAAAACUGUCUGAUAUUAAAACAUCAUAUUUAGACAUGUUAGCACAAGUUGAAAAUAACAUAAAUGGACUCCAAGUAGAAAAAUAGUGGUUUUAAAGAAAUAUUUGACAUAUAUAUUAUUUAAAUAAUAU